This is a messenger RNA of Monodelphis domestica (gray short-tailed opossum), 12613 nucleotides long. RefSeq names its product leucine rich repeat containing 14B (gene LRRC14B). NCBI's taxonomy places the organism in Eukaryota, Metazoa, Chordata, Mammalia, Didelphimorphia, Didelphidae. The record is from RefSeq and is a predicted model, not a curated record. Gene Ontology annotation, cellular component: cytoplasm.
GCCGCUAAAAAUAGAAGGGCCGGAGAAGCAGUCCCGCAGCUUGAGCAGCGCCCCAGAACAAUCCCCUGUGCCGGUGGACACCCAGAGGUGUAUCAUGAAGUCUUUGAAGUUUGCGAGCGCAGAAGCCCUGGUGUCUGACGCCCAGGUGACCAGGGAAAGUCUGCCCAAUGUGGCAUAUAACCUUUACCCACUCCUAUUUAAAGCCAGCUAUUUGGUAGAGCAAGGAGAAGUGAUUCACGAUCUGCUGGAAAACUGGCCCCUGGCAGAAUUCAACCUUGGAAAUCUGCUGGGGCCCACUGCGGACUACGCCGAAGACCUCCGCACUUGGGCCUGCAAGAUCUGCCUGGAAGCUUGUCUGCUGGGGCUCAAAGACUACGUGCUGAACAACUCUCCAACCUACACUAAAAGGCUGAGAACAGCCAACCUCACAGGCAUCCAGGACGUGGAAGUGCAGUUGUGCAAAUGCCAGAAGUCUCUGGGCAGGUGGGGCCGGACAGGCCUCCUGACCAGGCUCUGCUUUGAGCUGCUGGUAGAGCUGCAAAGGCGACCAUUCAACCCAAGCAUCUUGGACAUUGGCAUUGACGUCUUCAUCAAUUUCUUUGUCACGGAGAGCAACUAUGAGUGUGCAUUGCAGGCCCUGAUGGUAAGAUGCCACUCCCCACUGAAGGUGCGCUGUGUGGCCUUCAGGGCUGACAGCCUGGGACUGAAGAAGCUCUUCUAUAUGCUGAGGCUAGUGGAGCCCGACUCUCUGGAAAAGCUGGAGAUCGUCCAUAAUGUGCACUUGGAGAUGGAGCACCUACAGGUGUUACUCAACCACUUGGAUUUUCCCCAAUUGGUCUCGCUCACGCUGCCAGCCAGAGCCUUCAAUGUGCGCCGGCUUCAGGGAGAAGAUGACUCCAUCCUCACCAUCAUUGGAGAGAAGCUGAGCCGGAUGACCCACCUCAGGGAGCUGAGCCUGGCCUUUUCCAUCCUGACUGGGAGAACUCGGAAGUUACUCAGUCCCUUGAGAACUCCCCUGAGAACCCUGGACCUGUCUAAUUGCUCCCUGAACUAUGCAGAUAUGGCCUACUUAGCAAAUUGCCUCCAUGCUUCUCAUCUUGAGGUGCUGGACCUCAGUGGACACAAUGUGGUCAACCUCUACCCAUCGACCUUCUUUAAAUUGCUCAGCCAAGCCUCCUGUACCCUGAAGGUCCUGAUCUUGGAAGAAUGCAACAUUGAAGACAGAAACCUUAACAUGAUGAUUGUGGGCUUGACUCCAUGCCGGAAACUGCAAGCCUUCAAAUUUCUUGGAAACCCACUUUCCUCACAAGCACUGAAAUGUCUGUUCAAUGUUUUCUGUCAGCUUCCCAAGAUGAAAUCCAUUGAGUUCCCAGUGCCAAGGGACUGCUAUCCAGAGGGUGUCAACUACCCAUUGGAUGAUGCCACUCUCCCCAAAUUUGAUCACCAGAAAUAUGAGAAGAUUACAGAAGAACUUCAUACAAUCCUACUUCAGGCCAAUCGAGAAGACAUCAAGGCUUCCACACCCCUCUAUGGAAGCUAUGAUCCAGAUAUUCAAGAAACAAGCAAUGAGCUUGGAGCCUUCUUGCUUCAGUCUUUCAGAGAUGCCUUAGAAAACUUUACCACAGCGCUAAAAAAAAUGAAUUAAGCAUCUUAAGGAAAGUCCAUGAAAUCACAUCAUAGUGAGAUGCUCUUGCAUCAACUUUCCUUGUCCCUAUGGAGAUCAGUCCUGGGUUGGGGAUGGAACCAAGAUGAGACAUCAUUAUCAUUAUCAUGACCACCAGCAUCACGACCACCAGCAGCUUCAAGCAUUCAUUACAUACCUGUUUAUGUAUGGUACUGGGCUAAAGCAGAAUGCCUAGUACUGUUCCUGCCUUCUUGGAGUUCACACUCUAAACACAUCUGAAUGCUGUUGUUUUACUCUUAACGUGUCUGUUCUGAGAGUCUGAGUGCAAGUUAAAAGGAAGAAGGGAAAAUUCCUGAGAUCUUCAGAGAAGUUCCAUCACAGUCCAAUAAAUUCUGAAGAAAAGAUGUUACAGUCAGUCAACCUGCUCUGGAGGACUGGCACAAACAAAGCAAACUUCCUUGGUGCUGGGUGUGAGAAAAGAUCACACUAUAGCCAUGGGGAAAGGAAGUAGGUGUUUGGAGGAGGGAUGGCAAUUGUUGCAGAUACCAAGCCAAUAAGGGGUGUGAUGAGAUGAGGGGAGAAGGAAACCAGUGAUAAAAAAUUAGGGUGAUGGAGUUACAAGAAAAUACAAAGAGCAAGUGAAUUGGUCACUAAGCUAACAAACUAAGCUAAAGAAUAGAAAGAGGAAAGAUGAGAAAAGCAAACCAGACUUCCAUUCUGAUCAACAAAUUCUUUAUGGAACUGGAUCUCAAGAUAGGAUCUGUAGAUGGUCUGCAAGUCCUAUAAAUGUUUCAUAAGUGUGUCUUUUGCAGUACAAUAAGAUAGAGUUUAUACUUUUAUUUCUGAUGUAAAUUGAUAAUCUACUAUCUCUGCCCCUCACUGUUCUCUUACAAAACAGUGGUGGUAUUUCUUUUGUUAUUUGUUUUAUUUUUGCAGCAACAAGAAGCGGGAAUGGAAUCAGUAGUCCAAAGAGAAGCCAUAAAAAGGUAGAUUCAACUCAAUUUAAAGGACAACUACCCCAUAAUUAGAAUCAUCUGAUACUGGAAUCAGCUACCUUGUUGGGGGAGGGGAAGAGAGAGCAGAUUCCCCUCAUGGAAAGUCAUCAAGAACAGAUAACCAGAUCUCAGGGAUGUUCUAGAGGGGGUUCAUGGAUAGGUCAAGGAUGGGUUGGACCAGAUUGCCUCUGAGAUGCCUUUCCCCUCUGAGAUCCUGUAAUUCUUCUGACUGAUAAUGGUAUGCUCCAACACUUGUAAUUAGUUGAGGGAUCCACAACUGAUAUUUGAGAAACACAUAUUAGAGUUUGAGAACUUAACUGAGUUUUAGAGCUUCAGAAAAUCUCUUUCCUCUGAGUAUUUCUAAGGUUCAUUUGAGAAGUCCUCAACUCUAUAGCAGUUUAGUAACAGAGUGACUACACGAGUUUCAUGAAUACCCAACCCAUUCACCAAUAGCAUGCAUCAUCACCACCACCAUUUCCUAGUUCAAUUAUUUGUUACAGCUGCUUAGAUUUUGUAGUAUCUUCUGCAUAUGGAGAUUAGUCUUCUGAGGUCAAGCGAAAUGUGUUCAUGGUAUUUUAUUUAGAUCACUAAACUUAACAGGGAGGGUAUAUUGUCAUCAGAUGAAAACAAAAUGGUAUGACACUUCCAUAAACUCGUAUCACAAAGAUUCAGUUUGUAACAAGGUCUGCAUGGUGAAUAUAACCUGCCUGAAAAUAAAUCAUAAAUAUGCUUUGACAUCAUGUGCUUUUCCCCCUUCAUUUUAGUAUAAAUUCGGAAUGAAAAAUGCCUGAGGUCCUGAAAAUUCAUUUGUAUGUAUAAUUAUUUUUGUAUGGCCAGAAAAGCAUUCAUGUUUCAGGUAAGGGUUAGGCCAGCUCAUCUAUAAGAUUCUAUGCAACUGAGGUCUGGGGAUCCGGUGCUUUGCUAUAGCAAUCACUAAUUGUCUCAAUUAUUAAUUCUCAGUGUCGUAAGUAUCGAUUGAGAAACCCCACACAAGAGACAAGCUCGAGCAAGCAACUCAAAGUGGGUUCCCAAAUUAAUUUUGUAAUUCAUAAAACAAGAAGUAAUUAAGAUAGAUUCAGGUGAGUGGGAUGGGGAGGAAGCUGCUAUUAGUGUGUCACAACUGGGGCUUAUGAACAAUGGCAGAUUCCUAUUUUUCCUCAACAUUCUUGCUAAGUGUAUGCAUUAAACUGGCACCAAUGUCAGCAGAGCCCUGGACAGAGCCUUGGUUCAUAUCACUUUAGUUCUAUUUUUUUCAAACCUUUUCUCACCUAACAUAACAUUUGUCUUCCAAAUGUGUUCAUGCUAUUAUCCUUUCCAGUCAAAGCUGUAUAAAGUCUUCCCCAAGAAGGCCACUGAACAGUAGAGCAGACAGAUGAGAAAGCUUAGGAAAUCUUGUCACUCCCUACAUCCAAUAAUUACCAAGAACUCCAAUGUUACCUCAGAAAGAUCUCUUGCAAAUGUCCCCUCCCUCCAGUACACUACAGGUACUGAAAUCAUUCCCAAAAAAGUCCUGUGGGAUUUUUCUCUGAAAAACUCACCCAAUUAAGAGAACAAUUAUUUUGACCACGAGGUGGCGAUCAGAGUCAAAAAAUUAGUUUGCAAACAUUUGUCAAGUUGGAAGGGACUAGAGGAGCCAUUUAUUUCAUCCAGCUCCUUCAUUUUUACAGGUAAGGAACUGAGUCUCAGAGAGGCUAAGUGACAUGCUCAGGAUCACACAAGCAGUGCCUGUAGGGGCUAGGAUUUUAACCCAAGACUCCCGACUCCAGAAUUGGUGUUCUAUCAACGUUGCAAAGACAAGAAAAUGCAGGAAUAUUUUAGUCUUAGAUUUUUUUUGGUCAACUUUUUUUUUUAAUAAGUUAUAGGAGCUGGACUACAUUAGAAUUAGAAGAAACCUUGAAGCUCUCCAUAAACCAGCUUCUUCAGUGUGAUAUGGGAGGAAAAAAUACUGGAUUUCAGGUCGGAAAACCUGGGUUCAAACCCCAGCUCUCUGACCCAAUAUUGAGAAGAUCCUUUAAUUUUUUUGGGUCUUGGUUUCCUCAAUUGCAAAUUAAGGAAGUUGGAUUAGAUGAUUUCUAAGGUCUUUUCUGGCUCUGCAUGUUUUGGUCCUCAUAACUGGGGAAACCAAGGCAAGAGAAAUGAAGAGAUUUGCCCGAACCUUUUACUUAACUGAAGUCUCUUAGAACUGACACCCUAGAACACCCUUUCACUUCUCUGAAAUAUUUCAAAGACUUAUCUGACUGUGUAUUAGAUACAACAACAGUGGUUUAUUACUAAGACAAGUUUAGGGAAAGGUAUGGGGAAAAGGUUAUCAGGGUAUCCCUAAAUUAUUUCCUCCAAAUUGAUCUUAAGUCCUCAGCUGUGGCCAGCAGCAGGGAUCAGUCCUACUAGGAAUUCUUCUCCUAAUCUAAAAUAUAACAUACCUAAGCACCUAAGUAAACAGUUGAGUCUAGAGAAGUAAUAGAGAUAGCUGAAACUUCUGGUCAGGCACACAGCCCACCCUCCUAGGAUAAAAUCCUGUUUGGGUCAAUCUCCAUAGUCUUGUCUGAUUUCCAAGGUUCCCAGGAAGAUCUCUGAGAUGACUGAUUUUAUAUCAGAGUCACAGCAAUCACUUUGGGACACUUCAGGCUAUUAGAUGAUACCGAUUUCACACCAGAGUUCAGGAUACACCUUCUCUCUCUUCCAGGGUUCAGGAGAAUCUCUCCCUUGUCAGUUGAAAACUCUCCCAGCAUCCCCUCUGUGCAUUCCGUUUCUCCCUCAUCUCUCUUCCUGGGUAUUCUAUCUCUGCUUUUCAUUUCCCUCCAUUCCUACAAAAUGGAUAAUGAUGAUUUGUGUGGAUGGUGGUGUUACUGCAGAGCUCUGUGGCAAGCAUAUGUGUGACCAUUCCCACAUUGCCACCUUUUUUGAAAGGACAAUUCAGUCUUAUUCUUCGUUUCUGGAAAAUGCCCAGUUUUAAAGGCAAAUGUAAAAGGGAAAUUAGGAAGAUUUUGUUUUGAUAUAAGGAAAAACUUUCUAAUAAGUAAUGCUAUCCAACACUUAAAUGGGCUGCUUUGUGAAAUAGCUAAGAUCUCCAUAACUGGAAUCAAUCAAGCAGAGGAUGAGUCCACAUUUGUCCGGUCUGUUAUGAAGGAGAUUCCUGCCCAAUGCAAGAAUGCAGGUUGAACUGGAUUUCUAUGGAGGGCCCCUUCCUACUUUAAGAUUCCAUGAUCUGGGGCAGCUAGGUUGCUCAGUGGAUGGAGCCAGCCCUAGAAAUGGGAGGUCCUGCAUUCAAAUCCAGUCUCAGACACUUAACUAGCUAUGUGACCCUGGGCAAAUCACUUAACUGUAACUCUUUUUCCUAGCUCUUUCUGUUCUUCUGCCUUGGAACCAAUAUAUAAUACUGAUUCUAAAACAGAAGGUAAGAGUUAAAAAACAUUUCUUUUUAGAUUCCAUGACCAUCAAUAGUGGAUGAUCAUAGUGUCUGAUACUGAAAGCUUAACCCACAUUUCAUGCUUAUAUGCCUCCUUUGCAUUUUCAGCUUUUAAUAGUUCCAUUUUAUAAUAAUUGGAGACUUUACUAUUAAUCGAGUUAACCUAACUAGUGGGCUAUUCCUUAUUUCCACCGAAAGUGCAUAGAGAAGGAUAUUGGGACACAAGGGACAUAAUCUGAAAUAAGUCAGUUCAAUGAGUCAAUGAAUUUAGUGCUGAAAUAAUUGUUGGGUUUGGGGGGAUGGGAUUAGAUGUUAAUUUAGACCAGUAUUAGAAGAGUAAUCUGGUUUGGGAAGGCUACCCAAGCCCAGUGAAGGCAGAGCCAGACCCUGAGAUGAGAUAUACACACAGAACCCUAUAUUAUAAAUAACAGGUGCUUAAUAUAAUAAGGAUAGGUUAGAAGGGAUUUGUAAAUACUUUACUCUAAUAAUAAAUAUCUACAUCUCCCCAGAUCUACAAAUCUCUCCAGAGAUUAUUUCUGAGGGGUUUUCCUACUCUUCACACACACACACACACACACACACACAUUACUAUACUUAACUAAGCUAAAACUAAACCCUCCUUUGAUAAUAUGAGGGUAAGUGUCUAUGUGCAAAUCUGACAGGGCCCAAUGAUGAUCUCAUGAUCAGCUAUUAGUUGUCACAAGAGCAGUACAGGAACUCAGGUGUCAAAGGCCAACAGGUACAGGAUAAUCCAAACAGCAGGUAGAAUGUGAAGAACAAGCAGUCAAAUACCACAGGAAAAAAGCUAAUUCUCCUCAGGUCCACCCAGAGGAAAAAGCCACAGCCCUAGGCUUAACUGUCUCUCUCCAACACCAGCUGCUCUACCCAGAAUUCCAGAACACUGCACUUUGCUCUCAGUCUGCAUGCUCAUGCACAUUUAACUUUACCUAUAACAGUGCCUACUAUGUGCCAGCUAUUGUGCAAAUCAUUAGGAAUGCAAAGUAAAAAUAAAACCUUCUUCUCAAGGAACUUGCAGGCAACUAUGUUUAAAUAAGAUGUAUAUGGGACAAAUUGAAGAUAAUUAACAAAGGGAAGACAUUAGUAUAAAAGGGGAUCAGAAUGGCUUCCUGUAGAAGAUGUGAUUUUUGCUGGGACUUGAAAGAAGCCACAAGGCAGAAAUGAAAAGGAAAAGGAGUAUGGAGGACAGCCAGUGAAAAUGCUUAGAAUCUAGAGAUGGAGGGUCAGCAUUGAUUGAAGGGAUUGACGGGGCUGGGAAGGCAUGGAGUAAGGCAUCAGAAGCCUACAAAGGUAGGUGGUCUCCUGGCUAUGAAAAGGCAUUCUUGGCACUCAGAAUUAAACUCACUCUAGUAAGGCCAACCCAAUGUAAAAGAGAAACCAAUAACUAGAUUUCUAAGAAGACAAGAGGUGUCUUGGGAGAUCAUCUAGCAAUUCCCUCUGCCUGAAAGUUAGGGCCCUGAAUCUGUGAUUUCAUGGGUACAGGAAAUUCCCAAGUAAGGAAACUCCCAGAACCAAUUCAAAUCAGAACCUUCUCUGGAACUUAUAUAGUUUUAGAAAGUUGCCUCGAAAAGCUCUUAAAGUCUGGGUUCCUUUUGAGGGUCACUGAGCCAGUGUGAACCAGAGGCAGGUGUUAAACCCCAAGCCUACUGGCUUUCAAGGCCCCCUCUCUAUAUCCACUACACAGUGCUAAGCUCAACUAAUUUUCUCCCAAAUCAUUGCCAACACUGGACAAUUGAAGCAGAAGCUCCAAUCUGGGCUAGAAUUUGUCUACUCUCCCUUCCCUGCUUCUACAACAUUUCUUGGCACUAAGUAGGGUUUCAUAGAGGAAAGGAAUCUGGGGUCUUAUGGAGGCAAUAUGAGAGAUUAAAAAUUUGAAAAUCACAGAAUUCCUGAAUUCAAAUGAAACUUUCUAGUUAAUUAAUCAAACAAAUAUCUGAAUAGAUUAUGAACAUGAAGUUAUCCAGUGAUAGUAAAAGCCCCAAGUCUUACAGUAGCUCAUCAACAUUUGGUUAACUUAAGUCAUUAGUAAGUAAGCUUUCCCUUUUAUCAGAUAGAAUCUGCCCAUCGGCAGCUUCCACUCAUUCCUGAUUAUGUUCUCUGGGGCUAAGCAAGACAAGACCAAAUAAACCAGCUUUCUGAUAAAGGUACAUCUUCUACAUCAUGAUAGUUAGGGAUUGAGUAUCCCGCAAUCUGGAAAAUGUGUAUAAAAUUUUUUGGUUCUCCCUUUGUAUGAGAGAAGUUUGGAUUUUUUUUCAAUGAGUUACUAAACUUAAACAUAUCUCUACACUUCUAACCUUUGUAUAUCAUCUUCUUGCUUUCACGCUCUUUUCACAAACAAACUUUUUACUUAUUUUAACUUUUAAAAAGAAAUUGUGCAUAUGGUAUUAAAAGAUAUGUUUGAUAUUAUACAAUAUUAUACAUAUAUUUUAUGCAUUUCUGAGCUUCUAAACUUUUUCUGUGUUGUCUACUGGUCUCUGUGUGUUGUCUGGGGUUUCUGCAAAACUCUCCCCAAAUUCCCAAUUAAUUUCUUUUGUCGAUCCAUAAUCUACUGAACCAUGAUGGGGAAAGAUGCAAUGUGGAAAGGAUACCUGUACUUCAAAUAAUUAAAGGUCUCCACUAUUUCUCUUCUUCUACAAACCAAACAUCCCCAUUUCCUUCAACUAAUUCUUACAUAGGACAACUAGAUGGUGCAGAGGUUAGAGCAGUGGGCUUAGAAUCAAAAGGACAUCUUCAUGAGUUCAAAUUUUGUCUCAGAUGCUCAGCAAGUCACUUAACCCUAUUUCCCUCAGUUUCUUUAUCCGUAAAAUUAAAGAAAGAAAAAAGAAAGAAAUGAAGACAAAUCACUCCAAUAACUUUGCUAAGAAAACCCCAAAGGGGUUGUGAAAAGUCAAAUAUAACUGAAAUUACCAAAAAACAAACAUCAAAAUUCUUACAUGCCUUCAUUCCUCUCACUGUCUUGAUUGCUCUUGAAGAACUCUUAUAUAAUUAAUCAACCAUAACAGCAGACAAAAUGAAGAAUGUUACCCAUCUUCUUACAGGGAGGUGACUGUAUAUACAGAUUGAGGUAUUUUUAUGUAAUCACUAUGAAAUUUGUUUUCCUUACUACAUGUAUUAUUUUCAAGAAUUUUUUGUUGUUCUCUAGUGGGGCUGGGGAGGGAAAAUAAAUGUUGAAUUUAUAUAUAUACAUAUAUAUAUACACACACACAUAUAUAUACUGCUUAUAUAUAUAUAUAUACAUAUAUACAGAUUAUAUAUAUAUCUAUACAGUCGUUGUUUGCUAUAUUACAGUUCAUUUAUCACAGCUUCACCUUACUAUGGGUUUUUUUUUUAAUCUAAUUCUGUAUUGUGGAGUUUUCGCUAUUAUCGCAGGAUUUUGUGGAUGGAUACUAUACUGUACACAAUGGAAAUGCAGUAUGCCAUUACCACUUACACAAGUUUGCCAACAUGAGAUUGUAUGUGGCACACUAUUGGCUGAUGGAAUAAAAGACAACCAACCAUAGUGCUGUGUUCUGUGUCCUUCGUACUGAUUGGCUCAGUGACAGUGGCUGAGUGGUCUGUUUGCUCUCCCACACUGUGCCCAUAAUAAUAAAAUAAGUAUGACACCUCUAUUUUGUGGAUUUUCAUUUAUCCUGAGGGUCUCUGGAUGUAACUCCCACAAUAGGUGAAGGAUUACUGUGUAUGUAUGUAUAUAUAUAUAUGUGUGUGUGUGUAUUUUUUAAAGAAGCUCUAGUGAAAGUGAAUAACUAGUAUUUAUGUAGUGCUUUAAGGUUUAUAAAGAGCUUUAUAAAUAUUGCCUCAUUUUAUUCUCAUAGCAAUCCCGAGAAGCAGGUGUUGUUAUCCCCAUUUUACAGAUAAGGGAACUGAAGUAGAGAACUUAAGUGACUAACCUAGCAGCACGCUGCUAGUAAAUUCAGGUUUUCCUGAUUUCAGGUCUAGUAGUGCCCUGUCCCAACCAAUGAACUUCUUUUUAAAACCUGUUAACUUCGAAAUAACACAGAACUACCAAAGUAGUAAGAAAAACCAAGUCUUUAAUCAGAAAAGGGUUAAGUCCAAUAUUUGGCCCUUUACUAAGAGUCCAGGGUCUACACCCUGGGACUCUGGGGACAUUACCCCGGGGGUGACACUGCACUAUAUGAAAACUCCAAAGAGGGUCAGAACUUGGGGGUCUUUUAUACCUGUUGGAGAACUUGGUAUGGCAAGCCUGCAUAGACAAACUACAAGCAGCCAGCCUCAGGGGUAUCAGGGAGCCGUCAACCACAGUAGUUAUAAAGGGAAGGGUCACAUAAAGAACUGGGCUUCCUGAGAGAGGACUUUAAUACAAUGGGAGAAGCUUGUCCACAGACCCCCAUCCACACCAGGGUCCUCAGUUUAAGGUCUAUAAUUCAACCCAAAACAGGUAUGCCCAGUACUGGGGUUUUUCAAAGGGCAGGGGUCAAAUUGAAGUGUCCAGAUUUCAUGUUGACAAACCCUUACCUUUGGUCUGAGAAUCAAUACUGUGUAUUGGUUCUAAGGCAAAAGAGCAGUAAGGGCUAGGCAAUAUGAGUUAAAUUACUUGUCCAGGGUCACAUAGCUAGGAAGUGUCAGAGGAGUCAAUGAACUUUUGAACAUCUACUUUUACACAGUGGAAUGAGUAGAAAAACUAUUUAAGAGUGGACAUGCACAGCUGAACUAGUUUUCCAUAGGGCCAAAAGAAAACGAAGAGGCCUAGAUAAUAGAUUUGUGAGAAAAAGGAUGGAAGGACCAGAAUAAAUAACAGAGAAGCUAAACUAUGCUUAGGAGGUAGGGAGAGAAAGGGGAUUAUGAUCAGAGAGGAAUGUCAGAGUUCAAACUCAUGUAGUUGGCACUGUUUUGUGUGAUGGUGUGAUCCAAGGAAGGUCUAAGCCUGUCAGUAGCUAAGGGAAGUACAGGUGUAAACCAUGGCUGCUCAGGAGAUUUUUGAACCAGGAGGCAGAGAGUUCAAUUAGGAAAUUACUAUGAUAAUCCAGGUAAGAAGUAAUGAGAAACUGAAUAAGGGUGAGGAGAAAGCAGAUUCAGGAAGCAUUUAUUAUAGAUGUACAUUUCAAAGACUAAAGCAGUGUCAAAGUAUUUGCAUAAAGCUGGGAAAACACUGUUCCCUUUAACUUGAUUUUCAGUUGGUUAUCUUAAUACAAAACAAAUCAAAUUUUAAAAAGCAAACAACAAAGAAAACUGCAGAAUGAAGAUAACUGACACACAUUUUAAUUAGCCACACUUCUCUAAUUAGAAAAAUACAAGUUGUUUUAGGACUAACAAAUAUCAUAUUUUCUUCUACCCUAUGUGACAUCACAGGGUAUAUUUGCAGUUUUUCACUACAAUGGAAUUUUCACUGGAACACUGUAUUUACCACUCCUAAAUGAUAAGAAAUUUAGAAAAAACAAUUCAAGGGUAAAAAUGUUAUUUAGUAAAGAAAAAUUCUAGAACUCUAGAUUUAUCAACUUGUUUUAUUUUUUUUCCAAAUAACAAGCACUCACCCAUUUUACAUCAGAAAAACCUUCUGAAAUUGGUAUUGUCACAAUAGGAAAGUUAGAAAAGUCUGAACCACAAAGAAAUAAAUCAUCACCCUGUAUGUAUAUAAUUUACCCCAUAUCUAGUUCCCUCUUUCCCACCCCCAUUAAAGGUUAUUUUCCCUGUUCACUUUGAUAAUUUAUCACCCUGUGUAUGUAUAACAUGGCAGCAGUACUUCCAUCUCAAAAAUCCUGAGCUCCUCCUGACUCCAAUUUCCCCCUGGAGUUGCUAAAGAGAGACUCCCUACUUCAUUAAUCAUCAUCACAACUCUCAGCAUCAAAUUCACUAAAUUUUAAUGUAUAGCCUUUAUAUAGCCAUUGUUUUGCAGACUGCAAGAGUAGUAUUGGGUCCACCAUUAUUUUUGUUUUCACUGAGUGUUCAUAUCUUAUACUUUUCACUUUUAUUAUAGACAUUUCAUUAUAGAAAUUCUUUUGAGGAAGAAUCAGCAAAAUAAUGACAAUUCUCAAUUAUUCAUGCUAAUAGAGGGUUGUGGGAACAAGGAAAAUCCAAGUUACCUCUACCCAACUCUGGAAGACACUACUGUACUGUAUUUUUGUAGAAGAAUCAAUCUUACUAAUUCCUAAUUAGCUUUUUCUUAAUUUGUUUUUACAUGAGAUCAUGUCUAAAUUAGUUUAUAUUUCAUGAACAUACAUCAGCUAGAUUGAGAAGGGAGUAAUUGAAGGAAAAGAGUGAAAAAUUAGUCACUCUGAAUCAUCUUAAUGAUGUAAAAAACUGAAAUAUGACUGUUUCUUUUACUAAAGAGACAAAGAGUGAGAACAAACUGGUAAGAUGAACUAGAUUCUAGGGUAUUUUCCAACUCAAAGAUUCUGGGAUCUAAUUGGCUUAAGGCUAAAUGGCCAAUCAUUAGAACUACUAACUAGAGAAUGAUACAAAAUUUUAGGGAACAAAGAAAGUCAAACUUCUUGAGCCAUAAAGAUAGCAUGCUCAUACUUGACCUUAUAGUAUAGUGAUAGUAUAUAGAAUAGUAAAGUGAUCUAACAUAGACAAGUGAGAUAAUAAGCACCCAGGGAAAUAAAAAGCACUAAG